AUGGAAGAAAGCUUAUCGGAUAGGUACUUCAGCUUUCGGAGCAGCUUAAAGCAGCGAAACACGUCUCAGAGGUUUCUCGAGUGGAUCCUGAACUACCCCCUGUUUAACGAAAUCCGAAAUAGCAAUCUGUCUAACCGCUUCAGCAGCCUCUGCGUAAACGAAGGGGAAAUUUUUUACCCGAAGCAAACACCUGUAGAAGUGAAAAGGAGAAGAUCGAAGAAGAAGGACUCGAGCGUGUCCAUAAACGAACCCAACGAACUGACCACGAAUUUGAUUAAAAAUGGAAUAAGGCAAAAAGAUUACAGCCUCAUAGUGAAGAACAAGUUUUACGCGAAGAUAAUUAAAAGGAGCGAAAAGAUUUACAAAACAUACAACGAUGAUAUUAAGGACGAAAGAAAGAAAAAGAGAAUAUUUGAAAAAGUUAAGGAAAAAUAUUUUAAAAAAAGAGAAAACAGCGGAAUGUAUAUUCCACCUGUAAUUCCUGUGAAUUAUUCUGCAAGGAAAAAAAAAAAAAAAAUUUUGGACGAACAAUUUAAUCCUUUUUUUACCUUUUUCGAAAGGGAUAUUAACAAAAAUGUGUACCACGAUAGUGUCAAUUUUUCUCUAAAGACAAACAUUCACCUUAAUCGGUACUUUUACAAAGUAAUAACAAAUCAGCUGUGCUACUACCGAAUUAAGAAUGAUUUAUACGUUCCCAUCGUAAAUAUGUUGAAUGAGAUUUCGAAAUAUUAUCACAGUUAUGACUACGACAUUUUGACAAACGUGAAGGUAAAGUACUUCCCCUAUAAGAGCUUCUCAAAGAGCUUCUACAUCAACGGGUUGGUUUUUAGCAACUGCUCUAUAUACUUCGACGAUGUGGAGAUAAAAAACCCAAAAAUAUUACUCCUGGACGCGGAAAAAAAAAGCAACUACGAAGUCCUGGAACAGUCCUACAACAACAAGUACAAUUACACUUAUUUCAUUUUGAAAAAAUUGAGCAACCGAAAUUUGAACAUUAUUUUAAUCCACGGGGAAAUAGACUUUUACACGAAGAAGUUGCUAAUGAGUAAGAAAAUAUAUUUUUUUACCAGCAUUAAGAAGAAAAAUUUAUGGCGCUUGUCCAACAUGCUACGCACGAAGGUUUUAAGUUAUGACGACUUUGUAAACUUUGACCAUAACAGUUAUGUUGUUAAGGCAAAUUAUUUCAAAAUUGAAAAGUAUAGAAAAAAUGUGAAGAAUAUUUUUCUCUGUUGCAGCGGCAAUUUUUUGACCAUCUGCGUAUUUGGGAGGAAGGAAAUACGGCACGAUGCUGAACAGCAGGUGGGAUGUACGCCAGCAAAUAGCACGUCCAAAGAUAUUGGUGUCACCUUUUCCAACUUGGACAACCCAAGUGAGAGACGCGCACCGAAGGACGGAAUGAAACCUUCGGGGGAAGAUCUGUUCUACACACUGCUUAAGAAAGAAACGAAGAAACAAAACAUACUAGAGAAUUUCCUCCAGGUGUAUUACAAAAAUAAGAGUGAUGAUUAUAUUGUGGAUUAUUUUUUCCAAAAUAAGGAGAAGAAAAUAAGUCUAUUAGAUAGGGAAAGACGUGGAAACAAGAAAGAGGCACUAAUCGAUCAUAUAAAAAAUGUAAUUAUAAUUAAAAAGGUUAAAAAGUUGCUAAAGUUUUCUCUCUUCUUGACCUUCCACGUGUAUAAACAGCUAUAUUUGAAUAACUACAUGGGAAGAAUGCUACAGAGCAUGCCAACAGGAAGUAUACACACAAAUGCGAUUUGUGACAAUUUUUACAAGAAACUGAGUCAGUCCAUCCUGUCGUCUUCCAUUUUUUUUUUCUACAAUGAUACAAAGAGGAAGAUAAAAAAGACACCAAUAAAUUUUAUGUCGAAUUUGUUCCACUUAGUAAAUGUUAAUAACCCGCUGACAAAAGAACGGAUGAAAAUUCUGCACAUGUUGGUAAAGACAAAUAAAAUUAUUAAGGACCAAAUAUACAACAAUUAUGAACAUUGCUUCUUGAAUGCUGGAAAGAAUAAAAUAAUCGACGUAGUGAACUAUUUUUUUUUUAACAAUUUUAUGAAAAACUGGGAAAGCAAUUAUAACUAUAUGUAUUAUUAUUUGAAAAUUAUUAACAGCUCCUAUUUGUACUUCAAUUGGAAGAAUAUAAUCACAAAUGAGGAAGAUUUUUUGAACGACGCAAAUUUAUUGUCUCAUCCUGUAUUUUUUAACGACGAAAUUGUGAUGGAGAAAAAGGUGAAUGAAAAGGCCGAAAAUAUUAUUGCCCAGAAUAUCCUUUUCUAUUGCUACCACUUGGAAGCAGCCAAAAACAUAGAAAUGAUAACUUAUUUUAUCUGCCCCAAUUAUAUGUUCAUUAAUAAUUUGUACAACUGUGUGAACAUGUACCUGUUUGACAGCCAGAACCACAGCGUGAAGAAACACUUCUACAACUUUUUCUUUAACCACAAGUACAUAUACGACGUAUCUUUAAGGCAAUUCGUUUGCGUCAUCCAGGAGCUGGCCUACAGUUUGAAUUGCCCCUUCGACGCGUGCGGGAAUCAACUUGGCCACCACCAAAUAUGCAUCCAAAUAUUCCUGAAGAGAGUCCUAAUAACAUUUAAGAAGGAAAGCAACAAUCUAGAAGAGGAUGAAGUAAUCAUGAAAAUCAUCUGCAACAAGUGUGACUUGCUCCAGGAGAGAGUCCUAAGCACCAACUUUUCCCUCAGCGAAUUUCUUCUAAGCAUUGUACACUCGGAUAGCUACGUGAACAUUCUAUGCAACCACAAUGGGAAAAACAAUACCUACGAGUUGAGUUACAAAGAUUUCAAGGUUUGCAUCCUCCUGCAUGAUAACGACAUUUACAAAAGUAUCAAAGUGCAUACAAAUGGCCUAAAAGGGGCUAGCAAAGGGGUGCAUUCGCCAAGUAGAAGCAGCGAAGGUACCAGUGCACACUUCUGUUCACACAGGAGGGGGCACAAAAACAGUGAAAGAAUCUGCAACACGGAACGAAGAGUAAGAAGCUACAUCAAGAGGAACAUACAAAACGUCAUUCGCAGUAGCGUCUUUUACUACUACCCCUGCAAAUGCGUAACGAGAAAGAAUAAGUACCAAUUUGAAGGAAAAAUAAAGACAAAAGAACAAGUGUACACAAAUUUUAACCUCUACAAUAUUAUAGAAAAUUUCCCCUUUUUCACCAGCUCGAUGCUCCCCAUGUACUGCUCACUAAAGUAUUUAAUCUACAACUGCGUAAUACAAUACUAUAGGUCUAAAAAUAGACACCUUUAUGGAAAGCCGUCCUCAAAGAAGAGGAAGAAGGAGAAGUUUAAGAACCCCGCUUCUCCCCUAUACUUUACAAAUAAGUGUAAAAAAUGUAAACACAUAAAAAUUGCCAACUUUUGUGCACUAGGAUUUUUCAAUGUCCUAUUCAUAAUUAAGAGGAUUUUCUUUAACUUCUACAUCGCUGUGAAUUUUCUCAUCGGUCUGAUCAGUAAAAAUAUUUUUAUUAAGGUGAACGAAAUUGUGUACUGCGUGAAUAACACGGCAUACUUCAUAGAGGAUAAUUUUUUGAUUAUAAAGGGGGAGAUGGAAAGCGGCAGGGAGGACGAGCGGGGUCCACAAUUAGAUGAGCACAAAAUUGAGGAACCAACCAAGAACGGUUAUGGAGAUAAGGAACCGCUUAUCAGGCAAAAAGACGAUCUGUUGAAUAGUGUGGUGAACCAACUGAUGUGCGGGGGUGAGAUGGAGGGUACACAAGAAGGGAGCAUACAUGUCCCUGCACACACCAUGCGUUCAUCGCAUGACCCAAAUAGGGAUGUUAAGCACAUCACGAAGGAGAUUACGCUAAACGAAAAACAAGUAUAUUCGAGCAAAGCAGAAAGGAUCGUCAACUGCAACUCGAAACAGACCACCAGCAAUCGCGCGUACAUCUUAAAAGAUAUCAACAGAAUAAAAGAAAAUUUAAUAAAACAGUUCCUCAUAUUUAGAAAGUUUAAAAACAAAAUGGUGCACAUUAGAAAACACCUAACAAGAUUGUUCAGGCGUUUUUACACCUACGCCAUUGUGCAUUUGAUGGAGAAGGAAUUCUCGUUGGACAUAGAAAUGUUUUUCUCCCUGUAUAUUAUGAGAUUAGAAAAAAUUAAUUUAAGAAUAAAGGGGGAUAUGGAAAGGAUGACCAAGUUGGCCAAUAAUAGAAAAUUGCAGUACUUGCGUUACGUCACGCGGGGCGCCUGGGACGGUUUGCGUGUGAGGAGGCAAGUGAAGAAGAGUUUCAAGAAAACGAUAGAGGAUACAAAGGGAAACGCGAAGAACAGCGAACAAACCUGCUUCAUGAAUCCCCUGUCUUUGCCGCCCAAUAGCCACCGUAGUGCCCAACGCGGACUGAACAAAGUGCAGCUCAUGAGAAGGUGGAGGAGAUCCAAAAAGAAGUAUGCCCUGGUAAACGACAUGAACAGUAGGAAAAGAAGGAUGAGCGAAGUGUCCAAUUUGGAGAAUCCCCAAAGUGUGAAUGAAGACAAGUCGGAGCUAAGCAACUACUUCCACUUCGUGCGGGAGUAUGACGUACAGAAAUUAUACACGAAGGAGUCCUACUACAUUUAUAAUAUCGAGAAUUAUAGGAAGAGGAAAUAUUUAGACGACUUGAAUAAGGAUGAAUACCAACAUUCGAACAAGAAGCUCUUUUAUUUGCACAUAUCUAAAAUAGUCCACUCGGUAAGGGGUGAUAAAAGCAGCAGAAAGGAAACGCGUGGUACAGAAAAGGAACAAAAAACAAGUGCCGUCUUUUUGUUAAAUCCGAGUGACACGUCGAAUUCGAUCUUCCACGCGCUCAUAUCGGAUGAGUACAAGUUGAAGUUGUCUCAAAUUUACGACAAAGAGAGGGAAGCCCUGCGGGCGAAGAAGAAACAACACGCGCUGGAAAAACAAAUUAACGAAGCGAAGAAUGAAAUAGCCUUACUGUGGAGGGAGUUCAAACCAAGUGGGAGAAAAGAAAAGGUCACACAGAAGAGACCGUUUUGUGGAAAGAAAAAAUCGCAAAAGGGAAAACAUUCCGCCGUUGCACAGCAUGAGGAGAUAAAAAAAUAUUUAAAGAAAAACAUAAGAAGGAUGACAAACCAGAACCUAACGAAUGGCAUGAUAAACCAACUUUUGAAUUGCAAAAAUGAUGAUGUUAUCGUUGUUCCUAUAAAUGAAAACAUUUCCGUGUACAUAUAUUUCCCGCUACAGUUUUAUUACUUGAGGAAAUUUCUGUGCAAAAGGGAAACAACAUUUUUAAGGUCACUCAUAAAAAGCAACUGCAUCAACUUUGACCAUAAAAAAAGACACUUUGUAAAAACGUACGACGAUAAGUACAUCAUCAAGGAGAUAAAUAAAUACGAAUUUAAAUCUUUCAUUACGAGAUAUAAAGAAUUUUUUCAACAUUUUUCGGACAUAUUUUUGCAAGGAAAAAAAUCACUCUUAUGCUUCAUGUUUGGACUGUACCAAAUAGAAGUUAAGAAGAGGAGAAGGAAAACUGUUAAAGCGUACAUCAUUUUGGAAAAUGUAAAAAUCGAAAAUAAAAACUCGAAAAUUUUAAUUUUUGAUAUUAAAGGGGCAAGGAAAAAAAAAAAUUUACAAAAACUGAUCAAGCAGAAUAAGAAGAGCUCCUCCUUUUUCGAACGAAAUGAUGCCUUCUCGUACAACUCCAGCAAAACGACGGAGGAUAAGGACAUGUCGGAUGAUAAUUCCUCCGGCAUAUUGGAAAAUUUGGCCCACUUUACCAGAUACAUUCGCAGGGAAAAGAAGAUUAACUUUAAGGCCUCAGCGGUGUCUCCCUCGCGGGGGGGUGAUCGGACAAACCAACGGAUAAAUCAACGAACGAACGGACUAACAAACGAACGGACGAAUACGUUUUAUAGCAAAACGGAGUACUUGCAGGAGUUCUCCGCGGAAGGGGCGAAAGAAGGAGAAAACAAUUCCAAACAGGAUGGUGCACACCACGUGGGAGGUCUUCAAAAUGGUGUGGAAGUUUCCGUAACCAAUGGAGAAGGUGAAAGAAGGCGCAAUCUCGUAACCCGUGGCAGCAAAGAGGGAGCAGGGAAUAAGAAACGUAGAACGCGAAACGGAGUAAGCAAUCAAAGUAACGAAGAAAGGGUGAGGCAGGUGUAUACAAAGGUUAGGAAAAAAAUGCUAUGUGGAUUGUUGCGGCAAGGUUUGGUUGAACAGGGUAAGAAGAUCCAUAUAAAAAGUAGACUGAGAAAAAAUUCCUCACAAAUCGGUGGGGAGAAAAAAGGUGAUCACAAAAAUUGGCGCGUCUUCAUAAAUGACAUAGUACAUCAUACGAGAAUGUUCCUAUCUUUGAAUAGAAAAAUGAUGAAACUACGAAAGAGGAAAAAUAGGCAAAGGUUGAAAUGCACCAAAAGGUUCAGAAGCAAAUUUUUGUGUAACACCAAGGCGUCACUGCAUUUUUUGGCCAGAAAAAAGGAGUGCAUUUUGAAUAGAGAUAAUUUGAGCAAGCACAAGUUAAGAGGAGAAGUGGUAUCCGCUAUCCAGGGUACCCCCGCACGGGAAGGAAGUUACAGCUUCCUACAAAAAGAAUUGUCAGAUAGUAAAAAUAUGGAGAGCCUAAAUUCGAUGGAAAAAUAUAACAACUUCAUGAUGGAUAAUUAUAAUUGCUUGAAAAAUUAUACUGUCCUAUUUGAUGACAAUUUUAAAGACUUCAUAAAAUCGAAGGUGAUAAAUUUGGACUACUGUGAUUAUAAGGAUCUGAUGGAUUCGUUAAGAGAAGAUACAGACUUCCUUUCCGGGCAGGAUAUCAUGGACUACUCCCUUCUUAUACACAUAGACUUGGCAAAUUUUGUGAUCAUUUUUAAAAUUAUUGAUUAUUUAAGACCAUACACUUGGGACAAAUCGGUGGAAAAUUUCAGCAAAAGUGUGUUAUAUUUGACCAAGGGAUACAGACCAACUAUUAUACACUCCGAAUAUUAUAAAAAGAGAUUCCUAAGUAACAUUAAAAAGUACAUUUUUUAUUACCUUCCAGUUUAUGCUCUUAAAAAACAAAUUGUCUUUAAAAUCGCAGAGAGGAAGGGCUCCUUUCCUGUAUUCACCCUAAGUAGAAGGCACCCUUUCAAAGUCUAUUUUUUUCACCAACUUUUUAAUUUAAUAAUAAGGUACUAUAAUAAUUACUACAUUUAUAUGAAAUAUUUUAAUGUUCAUCAGGCGUCCUUACGUAAGUACUCAUUUGUGAAUAUUUUCUCGAGCCAAAAUUUGCUUACUUUUUUAAGCUACUAUCAAAAGGAAUGUUACUUACAAAGAUUAGAGGAAAAGAAAAGAGAAAAUGCCCAACUGUGUGACGAUUUUUACCUGCCAAGUGUACUGUAUGAGGAUGAUUUUUCAACACCGGACAAUUUUUCAAACCCUAUGAAGAGCGAAAUUGCACUACGUAAUGGAAAUUUAAAUAGAGAAAUAAUGUCGCUCUAUUUUGAUAGCAACAUAGUGAAUAGCAAUUCGUCUUAUCUGAACGGAGAAAUGUCCACUACAAGAAUCAGAGAGGAUAACGCUUAUCUGUAUAGCCUCGUUUUUCCGUACUGUACUUGGGAUCAUCGUGGCGACCCCCGUAAUGGCAGUGCUGCCACAUGGAGGGGCGUUGCAAGCGACCAGACGAGUAAUACCAAAUGCGACGCACGCUGCGGCGAUAAUGGUGUGGACAUUCCUUCCAUCCGCGAAGGGAACAAUCCUGCGAAAGAGAACGGAGAGGAAACCCAUGGGCAGGCAGAGCACCCCGCCGACGGUGUGACGAACAUGUCGAACUUCUUCACCCAUAGUAACCCCUUCGACGAACGGGAGUACGAAAAGUUGAAAAAACAAUUUUAUAAAAAAAUUUCCCACUUUCAAAUGAAAAUUUUGAAAAAGUUGCAAAAAAGUAAUUUUAAAAUAGAAGGCAUUUCUCAGCUAGUCCAGAACAACGUGUACAUACACAUGACUGACACGAAUAUGCAUUACACGAACAUGAACUAUCUGGAUGUUUUUAACAUUUAUAACAUAUGUGAGAAGGAUUUCCGUUCGGGAAGCAAGCGGUCCAAAUGCCGGAAAAGGGAAGACACCCUUUUGUACGUUCCGUCCUACUUUCUCUUCGCGCUGAACAAGAACUGA
Molecule: messenger RNA, 8097 nt
Organism: Plasmodium coatneyi
Lineage: Eukaryota; Apicomplexa; Aconoidasida; Haemosporida; Plasmodiidae
Exons: 5
Coding region: 1-8097 (2698 amino acids)
Biological process (GO): phosphatidylinositol phosphate biosynthetic process
Cellular component (GO): endosome membrane
Molecular function (GO): 1-phosphatidylinositol-3-phosphate 5-kinase activity
Source: RefSeq, a predicted model, not a curated record